AUGGCAAGAAGAAACAAUUCAUCUGAACAAGAAAUUUCAGAAAUUCUAACUGAUUCAAAUUCAGAUUCAGAUACUGAAAUCAGUAACUAUUUUGAUGAUUCAACAUCAGAUAUAGAUACUGAAAUCAGCAGCUAUUCUGAUGAUUCAACAUCAGGUUCUGAUGAAAAAGAACUACCAUUAAGAGAAAAUAAAAUGGAAUUUCUAAAUUGGAAACGUGGAAAAUUUAUUCCUAAAUCGUUAAAUUUCAAUAAUCAUACGGCAGGAAUAGCAAGUGAUUUAGACUUAGGAAACGAUCAGUGUGAUGAAUGUGAUGUGGGAUUGUGCAUAAUUGAUUGUUUUCGAGCUUCUCAUCCCCUAAAACACUUUUGA
This is a messenger RNA of Rotaria sp. Silwood1, 369 nucleotides long. NCBI's taxonomy places the organism in Eukaryota, Metazoa, Rotifera, Eurotatoria, Philodinida, Philodinidae. The record is from the annotation of a GenBank genome assembly.